Messenger RNA from Lactuca sativa (garden lettuce), 1377 nucleotides. RefSeq lists its product as uncharacterized. Gene Ontology annotation, molecular function: protein dimerization activity. Lineage: Eukaryota; Viridiplantae; Streptophyta; Magnoliopsida; Asterales; Asteraceae. The record is from RefSeq and is a predicted model, not a curated record.
AUGGAGAGAAGUGCAGUUGAUUUGAAAAUUGUGAGGGCCUUAUGUGCUAAUGGGAUUCCAUUCAAUGUAUUGCGGAAUCCUCAAUUCUGUGACAUGGUAAACGCAUUAAGAAAGGCACCCGAAGGUUAUAAAGCGCCAUCAAGUGAGAAAGCAAGAACUGUUUUACUAGACGAAUGUGUUAGAGAUGUUGAGAAAGACUUGAUACCGUUUAAAGAAGCAUGUCGUGUUUCUAUGUUUAUGUAUGCCACUGAUUUUUCUGGAGUCGAGAAAACAGAUAAAGCAAUUGCUCAAUUUUUAAGCCAAGCGAUUGAUUUUGUCGGCCCAAGUAAUGUUCUUAGUGUUGUGACGGACAAUGAUGCCAAUUGUAAAGCAGCUGGAAAGGAAGUGGAAAAGAUGGAGACUUCAAAGUUGGAGCUUUUAAGGGUUGCAAAAACCCGAUUUGCUUCUCUUUAUGUUUUGUUGAAGAGGUUAUUCAUUUGUAGAGAGGCACUAUCUACAACAAUUGCUCGUAAUUCGUGGAGAGAUUGGGUGAAACACGGCAAUGAACACACUAGAACAAUUGGACAACUUGUUGGUAAUCAUAUAAGAGAUGAUGACUUUUGGAUCGAAGUUGAAAAUAUUUUACGCAUCACGAAGCCAAUUUAUCGGUUGAUCAAAUUUUGCGAUGGUGAAGGCCCGAAAAUGGGCGGAAUUUAUGAAAAGAUGGAUAAUAUGUUGGGGGAAAUACAAGAUGUGAUGAAGGAACAUAUGUAUGCAUCAUAUUUCCCUCAAGUACAACAAAUUGUAUUAAGUAGGUGGGAGAAAAUGAGCAUCCCGUUACACUGUUUAGGAUUUGCUUUAACUCCACGGUUUUACGAUAGUCGCUAUCUUGAAACAUUAGCACCAGGUGGAACUCUUAGAAAAGCACUAAACCUUGAUAAAGAAGUUGUACAAGGUGUAAUGGAAGCAUUUAAUCGCAUUUCUGAAAAUAGAGACGAAGAACGAUUGUUGCGAGAACAAUUUGCCACAUUUAACAUGAAGAAGGGUCUUUAUUCUCUAUCGGUAGCUCAAAUGGAUGCGGUUACUAUGGAAGCAAUUGACUGGUGGUCUACUUAUGGCGUGGAAACACCGGAGUUAGCUGAUGUGGCAAAAAAGGUGUUGUCACAACCUAUAAGUAGCUCUUCAGCUGAAAGAAAUUGGAGCACUUAUUCCUAUAUUCACAAUGUGAAGAGAAACCGACUAAGUUGUAAAAGGGCUGACAAACUUGUUUUUGUACAUUCAAAUAUUCGUUUGAGUUCAAGGUUUACCGAAGAAUAUAAAGAAGGGUCACACAAAAAGUGGGAUAUAGAUCCCGAAUCUACAAACUUGGAAGGAUCAAGGCUAGAAGACAUAGAAUGA